AUGUCCAUCUGCGAUGACACCCUCCUGUGUAAUUUCCCAAAGUGUCGCGCUAAGCUGAGCGGCUUCGCUUGGGUCACAGCGUGCUCACAUGUUUUCUGCGAUCAGCACGGAUCUGAGAAGUUCGGCCGUUCUCCCGUCAUCUGCCCUGCAUGCUCGUCUGCACUGUCUGGAAAGCUGGACAUUGUGAGGAUGGAGCUGUCGCCCUCUGAGGAGUAUAAAGCCAUGGUGCUGACAGGUCUGCGACCAGACAUAGUGCUGGACAUCAGUUCCCGUGCUCUGGCCUUCUGGAGCUAUCAGGUGCAUCAAGAGCGUAUCUAUCAAGAGUACAGUCUGUCACGGGCCGAAUCACAGCUGAAGCAGAUGGAGAAGAUGCUGACUCAGCAGAACCAGAGCAGAGAACUGGAGCUUACCGCCUUGAAAGGAGAAAUCGCCUCCCUGAAGAAAAUGAUGGACGAGUACAAGAGGAAUUACAGCGAGGUGUCUGAGAAGCUGAUGCAGAGAAACCGGCAGUACCAGAAACUACAGGGGCUGUACGACUCUCUGAGGAUGCGUAGCAUGGUGGUGGGUGUUGGAGAAAGACAUACAGAGCAACAAAUGGGACGUCAAGACUACAACGCUGAUAAUAAUGCCGGGGUGGCUCGGCAUGCGACUCCCCAGAGGAGCCCUCCAUUCCUGUCCCUCGGCCCUGAAGGGGACAGUCGAUUCUUGUCCGCCCUGGAGGCUGAUGGAGGAAAGACCUUCUUCCAGUUCAGCUCCCCUGGCAGGGAUAAAUGCCGGCCCUUCAUCAGGAAGCACUGA
This is a messenger RNA of Pelmatolapia mariae (spotted tilapia), 798 nucleotides long. Its product is annotated as E3 ubiquitin-protein ligase CCNB1IP1. Gene Ontology annotation, biological process: reciprocal meiotic recombination. The coding region runs from base 1 to 798 and encodes 265 amino acids. Gene Ontology annotation, cellular component: synaptonemal complex. The record is from RefSeq and is a predicted model, not a curated record. Gene Ontology annotation, molecular function: ubiquitin protein ligase activity. The transcript has 4 exons. Lineage: Eukaryota; Metazoa; Chordata; Actinopteri; Cichliformes; Cichlidae.